CAGUGCUGUGCUCCGUGCGGCGUUCUGCUGAAGGGAUGAGGGCAGUAGAUUCAAGAACAACAGACCCAGAUGCUGAUGAGAGAAGAGCGGCACGAAAAGCGACGCAUUUGUCAGAGAAUGCCACGGCAAGAAAAUAGUUUCCAGUCAUUAACUCAGAGGGAAGGCAUCAUUGUCUCAUUGGCUACGUUCUUGUUUUUGACUUGAAGUAAUUACUGCAGCUAAUGCUGCAGAUCCUGACGUUACAAUGCCAGCGGGGCUGAAUGCGCAAGGCAGCGGUAUACCUAUGUCUGAUGCGAUGGGAUCAUUUAAGAGGAGGAAAAGAAAGUCCAUCAUAGUAACAGUGAUGCUCCUAAUUGUCUCCAUACUCAUCCUGGUCUUUGGUCUGGCCGCUACCACCAGGACACAAAACAUCACUGUUGGUGGCUACUAUCCAGGAGUCAUUCUUGGCUUCGGGUCCUUUCUGGGAAUCAUUGGUGCCCAUUUGAUAGAGAAUAAAAGGCAGAUGCUGGUGGCCUCCAUUGUCUUCAUCAGCUUCGGUGUGGUGGCAGCCUUCUGUUGUGCUAUAGUGGAUGGCGUUUUUGCUGCAAGACAUAUAGACCUCAGACCUGUAUAUGCUGGCCGAUGUGAAUAUUACUCCGGGACUGCGUUUGAUUUAGAUGUCCACUGUCAAACUGCAUCUCGGGUCACCUGUAACCUGCGUGUGAAGAGCAACACCUGCUACUGCUGCGACCUUUACAACUGUGGCAAAGAGCAUCCUCUUAUGGGACUUCAGAAUAAAGAUGUUUUGAAAAAAUUUAGGAAAUCCUCCAUGAUUUGGAAUCGAGUGGAACUGCGAGGAGGGUACCAUGAGUACACAGAGGUGCGGAGCUGCCAGGAUGUUGUGCACCUUUACCACCUGCUGUGGUCUGCUACUAUCCUUAACAUCGUAGCUCUGUUUCUGGGCAUCAUCACCGCCGCAGUGCUGGGUGGCUUCAAGGAUAUGAUGCCAACAGCAGCCCCAGAUUCCUGUGAGCCAGAACCUCUCCCUAUUCCUCCACCCCGAGAGACGCCUGGCCCCACCACCUCCAUCAACUCUUUUUACAACACUGCCCCCCGCUUACCUCCAUACACUGCCUAUGACCUUCAGGGUGCCAGCUUGUUUCCUGACUCUUCAGGUCUGUCUGAUGAUUCCCAGUCUGGAGCCAGUCACAUAUGGCCAAAUAUGAUCCCACCUCGUUAUUCUCCUCCUUAUUACCCACCUGAUGAGAAGCCCCCGCCAUACAGCCCCUAAGGGACCAGUCUGAGGAAGACAUUUUCCUGCCAAGAGAGAACUGGCAUUGGGUAUUUUUGGAUAUUAGUGUACCACCUCAUUGAACAAUCAUUGUUCUGAAUGAACAACCUUUGCAGAAGAGGCUCACCUGUGCGGCAGGUUAAGUAUAGAGAGACUACAGCGUUAACCACAGACAUUCAGCACCAAACAGCAAAUGUAAUAUGCAACAUUAAACCCAUACAAGAUUCGCUCAAGUCAACAAACCCGAUGUGUAAAAUAUUCAUGUUAUAUAGCCUCAAUCCAGGAGGACUAUAACAACUAGCCUGACUAUGAGAUCAAGACUGUUCACAGAUAAGCCUUAAAAUGUGUGUCCGCUUCCGGUACAGCUUCACCUGGCUCGCAGCCUCUUCCUCUUAUAAGUAACCUCUGUGGGUCUCCUACAUGUGAUUCCUCUAGUAAGUCCAUAAUGUGAACUUCUCCCUUCCAAAGUGGCCCAAAGUGUUUUGCCUCGCCUCUGCUCCCUCAGCACAAGGAUGAGUCUCGUAUCUUAUCUUGCAAUUGAUUUGCACUUUAUUGUCUUCAGAAUUUACUGUAUUCACACAGUUCUACGUAAUUACUUGAGUUAUUUGUAACUGUUUCGGGCAGCUAGAUUGUAAAGAACAUUUUUUUUAGGCUGAAUCUUAUUUUUUGUCCUGAGUGCUUCAUUAGGAUCAAAGAUCUAACCUGUAAUAUGUGGUGUUUCUUUUGCAUUACGUCAAGCACACAAUCAUGUCACAAAUUCAAAUAAUCUUUCAUGACAAAAUAUCCUUUAAUAAGCUCUUACAAGAAUGGGAGGACUUUCAAAACCUGUACUUCUCAC
Rhinichthys klamathensis goyatoka is the source of this 2108-nucleotide messenger RNA. RefSeq names its product transmembrane protein 255A (gene tmem255a). The transcript has 10 exons. Bases 245 to 1270 code for a protein of 341 amino acids. NCBI's taxonomy places the organism in Eukaryota, Metazoa, Chordata, Actinopteri, Cypriniformes, Leuciscidae. The record is from RefSeq and is a predicted model, not a curated record.